UUUUUUUUUUUUCCUUCCCUUCCCCACUCUUAACUUAUUCCUUCUUUCUUUUCCUCUCCUUUCCUUUAUACAUUCUAUAUAUAUAUAACCUUGAUGAAAUAUAGUGAUACUCUUUCACCAGAUAACUAUACGCUCGAACUCGCAGCCAAUCGUGCUUUGAUCGCUUUUAGUUGUCUUGCUUUUUUAUUGGCGAAUGGAUGUGCCUUGAAAUUCAAAAACUUUUUACCAAGCGCUCACUUUGUCGUUGCCUCAUUCAGUUAUCUUGCCUAUUAUGUUCUUACAGAAGUCAAUUAUACCAUCAUUAACGACGAAGGUGUUUAUCUUCUUAUUUUUUAUAUCAGUCUCAUUUGUGAAUAUCUCGGUCGUCUUGCUGUAUGGUUAGCAGCUAUUGAAGUUUUUAGGUUAAAUCCUCGUCAACCUCUUAUAUGGAUCUUCCCUUACCUCAUGUACCUGCUGGGUUUAGGUAUGUUUGGUGUACAAGGUAUUUGUUAUGUUGUUCUUGGUAUUGUGCAAAUGGUAUUGAAUGCUACGACUCCUCCUAUUAUUGUGGAUUGUAUUGCCAAAUCAAGAUUGGUGGCUUUGUACCUCUUUUGGCCUUUUGUUGGUUCUGUUUUUUUACUCUUCUUCUUUUACAGAAAAACACUCAAUCACUUUUAUGGUACUUUUAUCUUUUAUUAUCUCUGUCUUGUACCUGGUAUUUUAGUCCUUACUAUUGAUGAAAAUAUUUUAUCAAAAACCGAUCAAUCUCAAGUUCGUGUUGCCUAUAUCGCUGAAUUUGUUUGUUAUCGUCUGAUCUAUCUAUUUGCAAUUGGUUGGGGUUCCUUAUUUGCAAGUCAAUGGGCAAAAUCAAAGGAAAUAAGAGAUAAGGAAGAAGUCACUGCUGAUGUUGUGGAUAUUGAUAUUGAUGAUUUUGAUGAAAAGACUGAAGAAAAUACCUCUCAUCGACAUCUCGCUGUUUGAUCUAUUUGUUUUUUCACUAUUACAUAUUAUUACUAGUUUAUUAUUAUUUUGAUUAAUGUAUUAUACAUAUAUAUAUAUUUUAUUAUCCCUUUAUUUAUUAUUACAUACAAUACAUUACAGUUUUAAUAAAAAAAAUCCUUUUUUCUUUCUCAUC
Molecule: messenger RNA, 1114 nt
Organism: Halteromyces radiatus
Lineage: Eukaryota; Fungi; Mucoromycota; Mucoromycetes; Mucorales; Cunninghamellaceae
Exons: 1
Coding region: 94-960 (288 amino acids)
Source: RefSeq, a predicted model, not a curated record